Coffea arabica (coffee) is the source of this 948-nucleotide messenger RNA. RefSeq names its product casparian strip membrane protein 1. The record is from RefSeq and is a predicted model, not a curated record. NCBI's taxonomy places the organism in Eukaryota, Viridiplantae, Streptophyta, Magnoliopsida, Gentianales, Rubiaceae.
AGCGGCGCAACUCAACAACAGGAAUCGUAUAAAUCGAAGUUGCAUUCUUCAGUUUAAUCGCACCAUAAUCUAAUGAUCUAAUCUACCACGAAAAUACCCCAGUUUCAUACUCCCUGAAAUUGGUUGCAAAAUGCCUUUCAAAAAGAAGACAAAGGUAUCGCCCGAGCCUGAGGUCGACGAAGAGUCCAAUGAGUCGGCUCCAAAAGCCGGGGCUAACAGAGGGAUUUCCAAACUAGACUUGGUUAUGAGAAUGGUUGCGGCAAUUGGCACCCUUGGGAGUGCUCUUGCCGUGGGAACGGCCAACGGGUCUGGCCCGUUUUUCGCAGGGUUCUUUCGUUUUGGGGCGGGAUAUGAUGAUCUUCCUACAUUCACGUUUCUGGUGGUUACCAAUGCAAUAGUAUGCGGCUACCUGGUUCUUUCUCUCGUACUGUCCAUCUUCCAUAUUCUGAAGAGUUCUGCCCGAGUAACUAGAGUGAUUUUGAUCAUUUUGGACACGGUGAUGGUGGCAUAUCUGACGGGUGGAGCUUCCUCAGCAGCCGCCAUGGUGCAUUUGGCCCACAAGGGCAAUGGUGGGGCCAUCUGUCAGCAGCACAACUCCUUCUGCGACAGAGUUGCGGGGGCUUUGGUUGGUUCCUUCAUUGGAGUUGUCGUGCUCCUGCUCUUGAUUUCCAUGUCCGCCGUUGCUCUCUCUCGCCAUUAGUUCAAUUAUUCGUGUGGCACCAACCGACGGAUUCUCAUGGCUCAAAAAUCCGACCUGCUGCAGUGCUGGGGGUGACUUUUUCUGGGUCAUCCCUAAAUAUUGAGUGCUUAGAUUGAUUUUUUUUUUUUAAUUUUUCAUCAUUUUGUUUAUCUACUUUGAUUGUGUAUUUGUCAAAUUAGGAUCCAAUAAAUUGUUGAGUAUCAGUAUAUCAUAUUAUUUCAGGCUAAUUAAAGAGCCUGGCUGCAAAA